Molecule: messenger RNA, 1656 nt
Organism: Clonostachys solani
Lineage: Eukaryota; Fungi; Ascomycota; Sordariomycetes; Hypocreales; Bionectriaceae
Source: the annotation of a GenBank genome assembly
AUGGACGACCAACUGCGGCUAGUGUACCGUUACCUCGACGCCGACCUCAGCGACAAUGCCCUCUUCCUCGCCAGUAUUCUGCAUGCAUUGGACCCCGAGAAUGGCACCUGGGCGCACCUCAAAUCACUUGCCUGCCUUCGCCUGGGCCAGUACGGCCUAGCUCGUCAGUAUAGCUGCGAGAAUGGCUUGACUGGCGACCAUCUGGGAUGCUCGUACGUCUUCGCAUUGGCAUCUUUAUCCCAAGGCAACUACCUCGAGGGAAUCUCAGCACUGGAGCGAGCCAAGCCACACUGGCAGCUUCGAAAUCGGGAUGCCAGUGCGCCCUUCGCACCAGAUCCUCUGAUCCAGCGGUUCUGGCCUGACUGUUCGGCAGUCAAUUGUCUUCUAGCCAAACUGCAUAGGCACAACAAGGAUAACAAGAACGCAGCAAACCACUUCACCGAGGCUCUAGAAUCAGACCCUUUGAUGUGGGAUGCCUUGACCAGUUUAUGUGACAUUGUUCGAGAUCGCCAAAAGCCUGCAGCUGCAGCUCGACCCGGCCCAGCGCAAAAGAGAACUCUGCCGCAGCGGAAGGCCGCCGUCUCGCCGACACCCACUCCCGAAACCAACCCCUCAGCCAAGCUUGAGUCUAUAAGGGUGGAAGAGAUUGCAGAGCGGGAGAGGACCGUGCAAUUGCUUGGAAUCCUCCAGUCAUUAGGGGCUGCCUAUCACAGCUUGAGCAAGUACGAGCCUAGAGCAUGCCUAGAUGCUUUUGCGUCCCUCCCGAUUGAGCUCCAGGCGACUCCUUGGGUCCUUUCCAAGUCAGCGCGAGCGCAGUACGAGUUGAUGGACUACAAGAAAGCGAAGCAAGCUUUCCAGGCGCUGCGAAAGCGCGCUCCCUCGUGGAUUGAGGAUUUGGAAGUGUAUUCUACUGUCCUGUGGCAUCUCAAGGACGAGGUUCUACUGUCAUUAUUGGCACACGAGCUUACUGAGAGCCACUUCCAAUCUCCUGAGACGUGGUGUGCAGUCGGUAACUCGUUUUCUGUAUGCCGAUCCCGAGAUGAAGCAAUCAAGUGCUUUCGACGUGCCUGCCAGCUUUCUCCCCAGCUGCCUCAGGCGUAUUCUCUCCUUGGAUAUGAGCACAUGGAGCAAGAAGACUACUAUGAGGCUAUCGGAGCUUUCCAGCGCGCCAUUCGGGUGGAACCGCGCUUUUACACAGCUUGGGUUGGGCUUGGACGUGCCUAUGAACGGCUGAGUCGAAAUGACGUGGCAUUGAAGCACUAUCUGACGGCUGUUGAAAUUAAUUCAUCUAACCCCAUCAUCUACACUUACGUCGCCCGCGUCUUGGAAAAUUUGCAGAAGCGACGAAGUGCGAUUGAAUACUUGCGACGAGGCAUCCGGCUCAACCCCCCGCCACUCACCAUGGCGUUGAUAAGGAUGCAGCGCGCGGGGAUCUAUCUUUACGCUGGGCAACCUGGUGCCGCCCUGGAGGACCUUCGGGCUGUUGCGCUAAUCGCCCCUGAUGAGCCUCGCGUUCAUUUGCUUCUUGGCCAAGCGUAUGCCAUGCAAGGGGAAGAUAAAGCUGCGGCAUUAAAAUCGUACACUACAGCUCUCAGCCUUGCUCCCUGGAGCAGAGAGAUCAAGGACGCCAUGCUGUCCCUUGAAGAUGAUGAAUGA